Messenger RNA from Cercopithifilaria johnstoni, 207 nucleotides. The record is from the annotation of a GenBank genome assembly. Lineage: Eukaryota; Metazoa; Nematoda; Chromadorea; Rhabditida; Onchocercidae.
AUGGAAAAACGAGUUCAAACACGUCUUGCUUCUUUCACCGUUGGAGAAGAUUGCGAUCAAACAACGGGAAUAGGGGAACGAGACGGUGACAAUGUGUGCAUGUAUGACGACUCCAUUGACUGCGGGAAUGCAAUGGUCGCUGGCUCGCAGAGUGCUCCAAACUCUCCAUCCCCAUCACUCAAUCUCAUCCUAACCUCCAAACUUUGA